This is a messenger RNA of Babesia ovata, 2229 nucleotides long. RefSeq lists its product as uncharacterized. Lineage: Eukaryota; Apicomplexa; Aconoidasida; Piroplasmida; Babesiidae. The transcript has a single exon. The coding region runs from base 1 to 2229 and encodes 742 amino acids. The record is from RefSeq and is a predicted model, not a curated record.
AUGGUGGCUCUGAGGUGCAUAUCGGCACUGGUGCUAGUGUCGCUAUCGGCUUCCCUUCUGACCCCGCCAGCGGUUGUUUUUGCCCUGCCUCCGCAACAUGGGGACACAACCGACACAGACAGCUUUGUAGAAUAUGAAGAGGAAACAGAGAUAUUCGAACCACUGAAUGCGCUGGGUACCAUGUCCAAGAGUGACCGGGUACCCCAACAGCUUUCCGGCAUCGAUGAGGUAACAAAGAUGUACAGCGUCAAUGGGGACCUUCGGCAUACCGACAACAAGGUUAUUACACCAAAUCUGCUGGAACAUGCGGAUAGAGCAAUGCUUUAUGUCACCCGAGUGUACAACCGUAUGGAAAAAUACAACCACAUGUUCGCUGGCAAACGUGAAGAGUUGGACAUAACGGUGGAACGUUACACACGAAUGCUCACACUUAUGAUCGAAGAUAAAAAGAAACUCAAGCAUCUGUCAUUUGUGCGCAGGUACCUGUUGCAUGUGACUCGUGUUAAGGCAGGUGUAGCAGCAUCGGGGGAGGCGAGGACAAAUAUUAUGCGUGAAGCCGGCGCCAUUUAUCAACGUGUGCAAGAGAGCUUUGGAACGAUAAAACUGGAUUUUGAGAGGUACUAUUCACUUCCAGGUGUAGUGAUAAAUGGCGCUGUAUCUUCUUUGAUUGGCAUCGGUGAGGCCUAUAAGAUGCUGGUAAAACUCCACGACCAGAUGUUCUCGGCUACGGAUGCAUUUCGCACAAGUCUAAACCACAUGCGCGCUUCUUCUGUUUACAUGUUCGCUUAUUUGCUAUGUCUGGAUAUUCUGUAUAAGGAGAUACUUCCACUGCGAAUGGUAGCGGUGCAAGACGUCAUAGUCACAAAGGGGAAAGGAGAGACCUUAAUCAGCUACCACACUAAUAUUGCUAACAAACGCGAAGCUAUCAACGCGCUGUUGAAAAACAGUACCUUAGAUGAGAAGACAUACCAUGAAAUUGAAAACAUAUACCGUCAGGUGUCAGAUCUGUAUGGACGAUCCAAAGCAAUCCACAGGCGUGCAAUUCGUCUACUAGAUGGCGUUGACAAGGUGGGCACUCGCACUUUAGAAAACGGAAUAUCGCGAGUUGUAAGUGCAUGGGAGAAGCAUUAUAAAAGUCCCGUUUUGAUGUGCACGAAGUUGACGGAAGAACAUAAAAAGUUAAACAAAAUUGCCAACAAUAUCAAAGAAGAGCAGAAUUUUGUCCACAGCAACAAACAAUCAUUGUAUACAAUGUCUACCCUAUGCAACGAGCUUUAUAGCCGUGCUCGUGAACUGGCACAUUUAGGUCAUGACGGCACCAGACCUGUUGGGAAUACUGGAUAUAAGCAUUUGUAUCCGUCUCUCCCUGCUCACAUACCACAUGCAGUUUCUUACAAUGACGAACCUCUAUAUGCAACACCUGUACACCCGCCGAUGACGACUUUGCCGCAAAACUUGUACGAAAAUAUAACACCUGAUGCCUAUACGCAAGGAACGGAUAAACCUGAUGUGCACGGAUUCAGAAACGCAAGAUAUCGCAAUGUGCCUCCAAGGAUUGGUAGCUCAAACAGCGAAGAAUCGAAUGUAAACCAAAGCCAAAAAAGAAAGCGACACCAGGGUAACGACAGUGAUGACCUAUAUGACGAGCCUAAAAAGCUACGCAGUGACUAUUCUACACGACCGGAUGAUUCUACAGGCAGUGGGUAUUCUAUAAGUGCUGACGGCAUAGACAGCGGCAGUGAUAAGUCCCAGCCAGUGUAUGAUUAUCCUGCCCCCUACCGAGGUCCGUAUCUGCCUAGCUCAGACAAAUCGUCGCAAACGCCACAGUCUUCAACGCAGCCGAAGGCUACUAACACCGAUCCAUAUGAUGCAGAAGCACAUACGGCGUCGCGUGGGAGUAGUACCGGCAAAGAGGAAUCUCCGUUGGGUGUGGGUGAAAGGACAAUGCACGAUGCCUCAAGCUCAACCGAACAUUACGUCCAUUCACCUCACCAAGCGAAACGUGAAGGAGGCGAAUAUGGCGACAAUAUUAGAUUCGAUCUUUCUACUGUGCUUGCGAAACUCAGGGAAGCAAAAAACAACGUGAUAUUCUACCGCGACGUGAUACUGUUUUUGCAACGGCAAGCCGAUUCCGUCCCUGGUGCACGUGAGGCGAGACUCAUCAUCACUGAGUUAUAUAAAUUGCACAUUUUGCACCGCGCUUUCGUAGAGGAAGCCUCUGAACGAUGA